CGUGCUUGCGGGAGGUUCUCGCGUCAGUGAACGUGUCCGUGUGUGUGUGUGUUUCCAAUGUAAAUUGGAUCCAAUUGAAUCCAAUUGGAAUCCAAUGGAAUUUCGAUCAGGAUCGUUUCGUGUUAUAGCUGGUUAGAGAACCGUGAAUCCAGUGUUCUGGACUCUAUUUAUCUCCACAUAUUCGUGUAAUAUACCGAACGAUUCACGUGCACCCACAGAACAAACGAUUCCCUGUUUUGUCGACGAUGGAAGUGCGCGCGAUACGUGUUCCGUGAACUCGACGAAUUUUCAAAUUUUCAUCGACGACACACGUGUACGUUAGUGUCCCUGGAGUGGUAACAACGGAAUGUGUUUAAUCGCCGCGCACAAUUUCACAGUAAUCUUGGACGUCAAGAAGUUCGCGAAGUCGGAGGUACGAUGCAAAAUUGUUCCGGCGACGAGCAGAACGACGUCGUCUACAAGGAUGUGGUUAUCAUAGGAAACGGACCCAGUGGAAUAUGCCUUUCUUACAUGCUCGCCGGGAAUUGGCCGUAUUACACCGGCGAGCCGCAUCCGGGGGACGAAAUGUUGACCGCGAGACUGCACUCGAGCACGAGACACGGGAACGAGGAGUGCGGAAACGGAACGGUCGGUACAACCGGAAUUAGGCAGGAAACUGAUACGAAUGGGACGGCGGGCAAUAGGUGGCAGAGCAGGCUGGAAGGAUGCGAGAUGAAAAGUCAAGGAAGGGGUUUGGCGCGUAGCACGCGAAACAAACUGGAAUCCCUGUCCUCGGGGCUGGAGGGUAGAAUUGGUGGCCGACCGUUGUCAAUUUUAAUGGAUCAACUUCAGCAUCCCUGUGUGGACAUGGGUCUCGAUGUUCCGUCUCUUUUAACCUGGAAAACCGCCGAGCAACAUCACGAGCACAAGGUGAUCGACCAUGUCGUGCUCGGUAAGGGUCGGCCCGGUGGCACUUGGCAGUCGAUGGAUCCUAACGUACUGACCAUCAGCUUGAACCGAUGGAUGUCGUUGCCCGAUUUAGAUAUCAGACAGUGGGAGAAGAUGAUAGAGUCUGAACAACUUUGGAACAUGAGCUUGACAGAGGGCGGAACGUAUGCGCAAGAAUUUCAAGAGAAAACGACCGGAUGUAAGACAGCCAGUAGAAUAUCCGUAGGGACGGUGGCCGCUUACUAUGACGACUAUGUACGGAAAAAGGGAUUGGAGCAGUACUUUCGUUGCGGGACUGUGGUCACGUCCGUUAAGCCCGUCGGUAUCUCGCACGGUCGCGAGGAAGACUCUCAAUACGGAUGGACGGUGGAGGGUUUUGAGACGAAGACUGGAAAGCGGUUUCGAUAUCGUUGCAAAAGAGUCGUACUCGCGACAGGCACCACCGACUCGCCGAAUCGGUUAGGUAUACCCGGCGAGGAAUCACAGACCGAGUGGGUCACGCAUGAUCUGAACGAUCUCGAAUCGAAAUUGGACCGACUCGUCGAUCGACAGAACGAUGGCGAACUCUUGAACCGAUUCGCGCCUGUUCUGGUAAUAGGAGCCGGUCUGAGCGCGGCGGAUGCGAUAAUGGCUGCACGUUUUCGAAGUAUACCCGUGUUGCACGCGUUCCGUGACUCCUCCACCGAAUGGAACAAAGCGGACGACGAGAAAACACACCACACCAAGUACGGUAAACUCCCGGGUCUGCCCAGUUCAAUGUAUCCCGAGUAUCAUAAAGUUUACGAGAUGAUGGCGGACGGAGGUACCAAUUAUCCUCUCUACAAAGCGUUACCAGGAUAUACGCUCGUUCAGUUAUCUUCGAACGGAAACGAUCGUAUUGGGGGCGCUGCGUCAGACUUCCGAACGGUCACGAUGUCAUCACCAGAUGGUCAGCUACGUUUGUUUCGAGUCUCGAACGUCGCAAUAUUAAUCGGGUACAAACCCGAUCUGUCCUACCUGGAGGGAGGCGGUACCGGUCUCGGGAAAUACUCCGAUAAACCUAUAGACGGUAAAACGAACCCGAUCGAGGUCGACGAUUUCACGUACGAGAUGAUCAAAGCACCGAGAACCGGUCUCUACGCCCUAGGCCCAUUAGUUGGUGAUAAUUUUGUACGUUAUAUACUUGGCGGAGCGUUCGGAAUUUUAGCACACAUUCUGAGUACCUCUGCCACCUGAGACGUACUUUCCAUAGUUCUGUCGUAAAUUUGUAUUUCAUUCACCGUUCCGCACCUACCGGCCGAUGGAAUGUGAGAAUCGUUGCGUGCACCCGUGCACGUUCAUUUUACUGACUUCUCUUUUGUACUGUCAACGAUCAAUGAUUGAGUACUAUCACAGACAAUAUAUACGAGUAGACAUUUCAUCCAAUGUAUUUUUGCGGCCCACAUUUCGAGAUCGCUAAAAUCAUAGGGUUUUUUUAUGGUGUCGGUGCUACAGUUUAGGUGGGCCACCAAUUCCCAUAAGAUGAAAAGUCUAUUCGUACACCUCGUCGGUGGUGCUAUUAUAGAAAAGUUGCAUUUGAAAUUACCUGCCGGUUUUCAGAAUACAAAUCAACAUGCGAGUCGCAAACAAAUGUACCGUGUUCACACGGUAUCUGAGAUAGUGUCUCUGUCAAAUACCGAAUUCGUUCAACGCUAUUCGAGCAGACGCGGAUAAUAUAUUACAAUAAAAAAUUGCACGACGUCAAUAGCAUUUGAUGGUACUUCAUUUGUCAAGUAUCACUGUCGUUAUGGUGUUCGGAUAUAUACAUACAUGUAUGACUACAAAACGUUUCUUACAUUCGUUCUUGGUUAUAUCUGUUGUAUCAUAUAUAACGAACUCAAUUUGUUGGUGUGGGUGUUCGUACACAUUGUACAAACACACGAAAAGGCGUAAUAAAGGUGUACAGAUACCUGUAUAGACAAUUACAUGUACAAGGCAGACGCGAAUAAGGA
This is a messenger RNA of Dufourea novaeangliae, 2897 nucleotides long. Its product is annotated as oxidative stress-induced growth inhibitor 2-like. The transcript is spliced from 7 exons. Lineage: Eukaryota; Metazoa; Arthropoda; Insecta; Hymenoptera; Halictidae. Gene Ontology annotation, molecular function: oxidoreductase activity. The coding region runs from base 418 to 2142 and encodes 574 amino acids. The record is from RefSeq and is a predicted model, not a curated record.